AUGGCCUCACGGGUGACCUACUUUCUGUCGCUGACCCUGCUGCUGGGUGAGUUGAUGAUCCUGGGGAGGAUAGGGGCUGGACUCCAAGGUUUGGAACAUUUCCAAAUGUCGCCUAAGAAGGUGAUCACCCAACUUGGCGAGAAGGUGGAGCUUUCAUGCCAAGUGCUGUUGACCACUUCGCAAGGAUGCUCUUGGCUCUUCCAGAAGGAGGGCUCCGGAAUUAAACCCACCUUCCUCGUCUAUGUCUCUUCGACCCGGGAAAAACGCAACGAGGACCUACAUUCAAUUAAGUUCUCUGGCAAGAAGAAUGGCGACAAGUACACCCUCACCCUGGAGAAUUUCCGCAAGGAAUCCGAAGGCUACUAUUUCUGCUCUGUCACAGGAAACUCGGUGGUGCACUUCAGUCCUCUCGUGCCAGUCUUUCUGCCAGGUCUGGGCACAGAGCCCACCACGCCAGUGCCGCGACUGCCCACACCAGUGCCCACUACUGGGACAUCCCGGUUUGUGCGACCAGAAGCUUGCCGACCCGGGGCGGUAGAGAAGAGGGGAUUGGACUUCGACUGUAAUAUCUUCAUCUGGGCACCCUUAGCCGGAAUCUGCGGGGUCCUUCUGCUGUCCCUGGUCAUCACUCUCAUCUGCUACCACAGAAACCGACGUCGUGUUUGCAAAUGUCCCAGGCCCCUGGUCAGACAAGGAGGCAAGCCCAGCCCUUCAGAGAAAUUUGUGUAA
This is a messenger RNA of Cricetulus griseus (Chinese hamster), 729 nucleotides long. Lineage: Eukaryota; Metazoa; Chordata; Mammalia; Rodentia; Cricetidae. The record is from RefSeq and is a predicted model, not a curated record.